GGGUUUGGCGUUCCAGCUUCUAGAUUCUGCCCACUCCAUCUCCGUUUCUAAGUUCCGACUACAUACGAAGCAUCUGACCUCAAAUCAGCUUUCCCUACUUAGCAUUUGUUUAGAAAUCAGCGACCCUCCAUCUACAAAACCUACUACAGAAAUCCUUAACACAAAAAAGGAUGCCUGUAAUUCCUACCACUUUAAUUAACGAUUCUGGAGUUAAAGACAACAAAACCAAAGAUUCUGGAUUCUAGAUGGGUAACACUCUGUACUCCAACAAAAAGGGAGAUUCAUACCAUUUGUGUAUAUUCAGAGUUAAAGAACCGUUAAACAUGUUAAGUUGAUUUGAGACCAUCAGGAGCAGGUUCACGUUACACCCUAACACCAUAAUAGCUCUCUCUUUCAUUGCCCUUGUGGUUUUGGAGUAUAGACCACAUUCAACCAUUUUGGUAGAAAAAUUCUACGAUUUGCUGUGGUGUGGGAAGAGUCAUGCCCGGAAGCUGCUAUUAUAGGUGAAAUAUGGAAUCUUACGCAUCAAUAUGCAUGAAGCAAGUGCAGUGUGUUUUCAUUGGGAGCACAUAAAAAGGCAUUUAUUCAUAAAUUUGCAGCAAACAAAGAUUGUUAUUGUUUUCAAUUUGAUUCUGUAAUUGUUGUAAUAAUUAGAUAUAGGUAAGAUUUAGGAGACAUCAAUCUCCAGGGCAUACUGCAGGUAAUAAAAGUCGCUUCAAGCCUGCAAAGCUUGGUCAAACACACCGCUUCUCCAAUACGUUACAGCUCCUAGGUUUACUGAAGACCAUCUUCCUUCUGCAUGUCAAUCACGCCCAGCUUCUGUAGUUAGGGAAUCGCUGCUAGGAGCUGCACCCCAACAUCACGGAAUCUCCCAAAUCUUCUAUUGGCUCGUGUUCUGUCAACGAAUUCUAGGAAAGACCAGAUAUAUACAAGAGACUGGUUCAAAAUUUUGGAUUUUUUAUGGCACAAUGCUCUCUCGCUAACAUUGGUGUGUUGCCGAGAGCAUGGGAGUAACUUUCAUCAGUAAAAGCAUCUUGGUGCGACUAUCAAGGAAGUUUCGACAUGUCCAAGCACGAUCACUCUGCAGCAAUAACAAACCACCCACCAACAACAGCAAUAUAAACAAGGAAGUAGUAGAAUCUUCCUCUUCUUCUUUGACACGAUAUGAUGCUUACAAGGAGCUAGACAACCUCAAUUUCAUCACGGCUGCUAAGAUUCUCUUUUCCGAUCCUCCCAAGAAAAAGAAAUUUGGGCUCGAUUUCCAUCUGGUACAACUUUUCUUUGCCUGCCUGCCUUCACUGGCUGUGUAUUUGGUAGCCCAAUAUGCUCGCUAUGAUAUCAGAAGAAUGGAGGCGGAAGUGGAAUUAAAAAAGAAAGCUGAAGAAGAAGCAAAAGCAAAAGAAAUGGAAGCAGGAGCAGAUAUGGAGAAAGAAGAAACAUCUGAUCCAAAGCUGUUGGAGUUGAAAGCGAGGUUGGACAAGUUGGAGGAGGCAGUCAAAGGAAUAGUGGUUGAAUCAAAAAAAGAGUCGCCUGCUGGAAUUGGGAAAGGCCCAACAAUUGGUAGUCAGGAUAAACAAACUUCAAUAGCUGGAGAGCGAAACACACAAGUAUCAGGUCACAAGUAGGCACAUUUCUAAUGUUGAAAACUAUGCAAACAAGAAGACUAUUGGGGAAACACCAUUUUCUUCACUCUUCAGCCUCUAUUUUUGAAGUACAUGCAUGGUUGAGUUAAUGAUAUACAUAGUACUUGUCAUCAUGAGGGAAGCAAUAUAUAGUGUAUUUUCCAUUAUCAUUCAUAGUAUUAAAACAUGAAAUCUUGUAUAUUGUACUCACAACAAAAUAUUAAAAUAAAUAUACGAGAAUGAUAUAAUAAAUUCUACACUUUCAAUAUGAUAUUUUCAUGUUGAUAAAAAUAAUGACAUACUAUGAAC
Molecule: messenger RNA, 1931 nt
Organism: Cuscuta epithymum
Lineage: Eukaryota; Viridiplantae; Streptophyta; Magnoliopsida; Solanales; Convolvulaceae
Source: the annotation of a GenBank genome assembly